Messenger RNA from Orbicella faveolata, 1058 nucleotides. RefSeq names its product TNF receptor-associated factor 2-like. Gene Ontology annotation, molecular function: zinc ion binding; tumor necrosis factor receptor binding. Lineage: Eukaryota; Metazoa; Cnidaria; Anthozoa; Scleractinia; Merulinidae. Gene Ontology annotation, cellular component: cytoplasmic side of plasma membrane; plasma membrane signaling receptor complex. Gene Ontology annotation, biological process: regulation of canonical NF-kappaB signal transduction; signal transduction; regulation of apoptotic process. The record is from RefSeq and is a predicted model, not a curated record.
GAUCCACCGCUGAGCAGUUUCUAACCCUCCGUGACCUAAUAUUUUUCUCCUGCUUGCCAAGGUUUUCCCAGAUAAAUUUGUUGAACGUGAGAUCCUCUUACUGGAACUCCAUUGUUCUCGUCUUGAUAAAGGAUGCCAAUGGAAAGGAAAGUUAAAGCAUCGUCAGGACCACGAGAAUGUCUGUGAAUUUGGAGAAAUCCAUUGCGUUCAUCCCAAAUGUGGAAUUUUGGUGCAAAGAUCCAAGUUGGCUAAUCAUCUUGAAAACAGCUGCAGCUACAGGGAAGAGUUGUGCAGUUACUGUGAAAAAAGGAUCGUAUUCGUCGAUAUGACGGUAAAUCGUUUACUAAUUAUUGUAUUUUUAACGGUGUUCAGUAUACAUGCACGUUGAGAUCGCUGAAGCGAUAAGGGAAGUGCGCGGUCAUGGUUAUCAGUUGGGUAUGGAAAGUUUAAAGUUUCGCGCUGGACAGUCUUGCAACAGCAAACUGCAGUAAAAUUACUAAAGUCAGUUAUUUACAAGUUGUCAUUACUGGCAAUGCAACGUCCAGGUACUACUGCAUGAUCAUGAAGCUUCCAUGCAUUCAAUUGAAAAACAUCACUGACCUCUUCACUAAACGUUCUCUUAUUUAUUUUUGAUUUUACAUGUUUAUUGAUACUAUUACUGCACAUUUAACGAGUGUUUACACACAGCAACCCAACACAUAUUGUCUUGUAAUAUGCAUCUUCAGGGUCAUCACCAGACUGACUGCCCUCAAUUUCCAGAGCGUUGUCCGGAAUGUGGAAAACAAGAUAUUCCCAGGAGCCAGAUAUCUACCCACUUGGAUCCAGCUGUAGGUGAUUGUCAGGAAAUCAAAACAUUGUGUCCAUUCAAGACAGUCGGAUGCAAAGAAACUAAGGCGAUGGCUCUAGAUGAAAGAGUGAAUCACCUUAAGGAGUGCACGCCAGAACNAUUCAACACUAAUCCACCGGACGUCGUUGUCCCUCCUGUUUUGAAAGUAACAUUCUUAAUCUACCAUAUGCAAAGGUAUACUGAGAGGAAGUGCUCUGUAUUGUGCAUGUGA